CAACCCUAAAUUUGACGUUUUACGUCUCGAGUCGCGACUGCAUUUUGCGACUGAAGAAAGCAAUUUUGUUGCGUAUUUCAGGUAUUCUAAACAAGAUGAAUUCGGUGGUAAGGGCUGGUCAUUUGGCGCCUUACUUCAAGGCCUCCACCUCAGUGGUUUCAAAUGGGUUGAAACCUGUUGUAGCGGUACCUACACCUACUGACAAAUUAGUGGUUGCUCCCUUGCCUAAAACCUCGACAGUGCAGUCUUUACACGGUGCUCUCCCGGUCCAGCGUAUGAAGGCCAAAUGUGGCACUGCUCCUCACGCUCAAGUACGUUUUGCGCACACGGACAUCGCAAUCCCUGACUUCUCGGCUUACCGUCGCAAGGAGGUACAGGAUCCUAAGAGCAAAUCUAGUGAGAGUGUUGAUGACCGCCAGUCUUUCACUUACCUCAUUGCUACAGCGGGAGGCGUCGCCGGUGCCUAUGCAACGAAGGCAGUGGUCACCCACUUUGUGUCGUCGAUGUCUGCGGCGGCCGACGUCUUGGCCAUGGCCAAGAUCGAGAUCAAGCUCGGUGACAUCCCUGAGGGCAAGUCGGUCACCUUCAAGUGGCGAGGCAAGCCUCUUUUCAUCCGUCAUAGGACAGAGGCAGAGAUUUCGACGGAAAAGGCAGUGCCGGUAGACUCGCUCCGUGACCCUCAGGCGGACGAACAGCGCGUGCAGGACCCUAAGUGGCUUGUGGUCAUCGGGGUGUGUACACACUUGGGCUGCGUGCCCGUAGCCAACGCCGGCGACUUCGGAGGCUACUACUGCCCUUGUCACGGGUCCCAUUACGACGCCUCUGGGCGCAUCCGCAAAGGCCCCGCCCCCCUCAACCUGGAAGUCCCUCCCCACACCUUUGCUGACGAAAAUACCCUAGUCGUAGGAUAAACGAACGACGUAACUUAUUAGAUAAUUUUAUUUAUCAGUGAAAUCUUAAUGUACAUCAAUAGAGGUUAACAAUAAAUGUGAUCCAAGUAA
Messenger RNA from Pectinophora gossypiella (pink bollworm), 1001 nucleotides. Its product is annotated as cytochrome b-c1 complex subunit Rieske, mitochondrial-like. The record is from RefSeq and is a predicted model, not a curated record. The transcript has 4 exons. NCBI's taxonomy places the organism in Eukaryota, Metazoa, Arthropoda, Insecta, Lepidoptera, Gelechiidae. Gene Ontology annotation, biological process: mitochondrial electron transport, ubiquinol to cytochrome c. Gene Ontology annotation, molecular function: quinol-cytochrome-c reductase activity; 2 iron, 2 sulfur cluster binding. The coding region runs from base 96 to 911 and encodes 271 amino acids. Gene Ontology annotation, cellular component: membrane.